AUGAUUCAGACGGCGCGGAUGAACGCUGCCGCGUCUGGCGGCGCCCUGCGGCCCGCGUGGAGCAGUGCCCGGUCGCCAGGCGCACUCCGCAGGGCCGUGCCGGCGGGCUUCGGGCGCGGCGCUCGCCUGGUUGCGCGCGCGGCGUUCGAUGAGGCGUCCAAGAGCCAGGCGCAGGCGCAGCAGGUCAACUGGGGCCCCGCGACCGUGAUCGAGAACCGCGCCGAGAGCGCCGACGGAUCCCUGCGGACCCUCGUGCUCAGCGUUGAGGACAACCAGGCCCUCAUGUCGGGGCGCUCCUUCACGGCCCGCAAGCGCGCCCCGCGCUGGAUCGACGGGUACACCGCCCCGGGGCAGUUCAUCGCGAUGCGGCCCACGGGGGAUGAGCCCGCGCCGCAGCACCUCGGCCCGUCCACCGCGCACCGCCAGCACGUGCCCAUCGCCACGUCGCCCUACGAGUCGCGGUCGCGCAGCGCCCAGCUCGACGCCGCGAUCGUGGAGGUCCUCGUGGACCGCCACAUGACGGACGCGGCGCGCGGGCCGGACGCACGUCUCGCGGAUUUGGGCCCCGGGGGACUGGUGGAGGUGGCGGGGGAGUUGCGCGGCGCGGGCUUCGCGAGCCUCCUCGCCGCCGACGUGUCCCUCUCCGACGCCCUCGAAAACGGCUGGCCGCUCCUCAUCAUCGGCGCCGGAGCCAGGGGCGCGGCUCCGAUCCGCGCGGCGAUGGAGUGGGCUCCCCUCCAGGCGCAUGCCGGCAGCCACCCGGUGCACGCAUACCUCGUGUCGGAGUCGCCCGCGCGCGCGCCGUACCUGAAGAACUGGGAGGAGUGGCGCGAGUCCGGCGCCGUCGUCAACCCGCUCUACACGGAGCAGUACAACUACGACGAGGGGGUGUGGGACGAUGUCGGUCUGCCUGCCGACCUGCAAAAACUCCCCUCCGCGGAGACGCGGCACCUGUACUCGAUGCUCAAGACGGCGCUGUUCGGCGGCGAGAAGGGCCUGGAGGGCUGUCUGGGCUGUCCGCCGUACAACGCGGCCGUGCUGCUGGCGGGCGUGCCCGGGCCCGUCGCCGCGCAGCUGCAGCACCGGCUGGUUGCGGCCGGCGUGCAGCGCGAGCGCAUCAUGUUCUGCGAGUUCUUCUGA
This is a messenger RNA of Pedinophyceae sp. YPF-701, 1140 nucleotides long. The record is from the annotation of a GenBank genome assembly. Lineage: Eukaryota; Viridiplantae; Chlorophyta; Pedinophyceae.